AAACAAGUAUAUAAACUCACAUUUAAGUAGUCAUGUGUCUGUUCUUUUUGCUCCACUUAACUUCAAAGCCCCUGAAAACUUGGUUUCAAGUUCUGAAGGUUUACUAAUGAAUAUUUUUACUCUUACUCUUAUUUUUAACUUUGGAUCAAGUUAUACAUAAUAUGAAACAUGUCGCUCAGAGUGAUGAACCAACAGAAUUAUCAUCCAACUGUGCUCUAUUGUCCAUUUUAGUAGGGGUGCAACGAUACACUCAACUCCCGUUUUGCUACAAUUCACAAUAUGAUUUGCACACAUUUCUUUAAAAACAAAAUGAGAUUGAAGACCAAUUGAAAAAGAUUGCUUUAUUUAUCAGACAAAAAUCUAAAAAAUAUAUUUUCUUUAUCAAACUAAUGAAUCACUUUUUUGUCUUCUUUCAAUUUCUGAGGUAGAUGAGGUAGGUGAUUUGUUAGACGCAGGAGAAAUGGGGUGGGGUGUUCCCAGUCUGCAGAGGUCAGUACCUAUCAAAAGUGGUUCAAGGGCUGAAAAGGCCUUUAAAUUGGUUGGUACCUGAUUAGUAUCUGUAAAGGCAGUCUUUAGAGUGGGCAUGCAAUGUAGCAUGCACCACUAACAUAGGUGAUAUUGUGAGUUGAAUACAGACCAAAGUCUUCAAGUUUUUUGUUUUUUGCAAACAUUUUGUUGAGGUCAUCUGACCUUCGACUACUUUGCAUUGUGUUUUACCAACCAGCCUGUCGAACAAAAGACUGUGAUCAACCUUGCCAAAAAUAGGAAGAUGGAAGAUUAUUCCUGCUCAGCUACAAUGAAAAUGUACUUCCCCACAGCACCAGAACAAGUGUCAAAUCAUGUCAUGGCAUUGCUGAGCUCCUGUUCACACCUCAUGACAUACUGUCUCCUCUUAAUGCCGGCCAUUGUCCCUGCAUAUAUUCCAGGCCGGCAACAUUUGCAUAUUUUACAGUCUCUAUUUGUACAUGUAUUUAAAUGAUUCAGUGACGCCUGUGUCCUAGCUACUGUCAGUAUCAUCAGCUGGGACUGGCCAGAUGACGAAAAGGUAUCAUUCGGACAAGUCUGUUUUACAAUGACUCCACAUUUUUGAAUAAUUUUGAGAGAAGACAGAUUUUUGUGACACAUCACCACAAAUGUUUUAUAUCAUCCUGCUUUUCAUUUCUCUGGACUGCAAAUGAAAAAUGGAGCUUUGAAACCUAAACUUUUCCCAGAAGGACUUGACCCUGGAUUCAGAUUCUCUUAUUUUUAGCUGUUCUUAAGCUGGUUUUGGUUCAUAGUCCGUGUCCCUCCAGUUUGAGGAUUUAGUGUGCGGUUACAGCUACUUAAAAAAACACCUUGAUUCAGGUCUUUAAAACAGGAUGGAAAUCCCAGACCAGGACGUGGGGUUAAACACAGAUGGCAGUUUAAACCCAGAACAAGAGCAGGAGCAGCAGGAUGACUCUGAGCCUGAUACCCAGCCUAAAUCCAACCAGGAGAUACCAGAGCCAAGGAAAGGCCCCCCGUCGCAGGUCUUCAUUGAGUCCCGUAUACUGCAGCUUCACAACCGGCGUCUCAUUCUGCUGGAGCAGCAGCACUUCAUAAAGAGGGAAGAAGACAAUAUGGGUGGGACCACAGAGGAAAUGAACAGCGAGGACAGCGGUGAACCGUGCGAGCUGGAGGCCAUUGAGAAGGAGCUGGAAGAGCUGCUGGUUAAAAAGGAAGAGCUGGACAAACAGGGAAAGAGCUCCAAGCUCAGCGAUGGUCAACAGGAUGUGUGUCCCACUUUCUGUAAAACUGAGACACCCUGUGGGGGGAUCUACUUGCUGCCACCUCCCCAGCUGACAGAGGAGGACAUUGCACUGGAUUGGAGAGAAAAAAAUAGGACUGCAGCAGAAGAACCAAAAGGCACAACCGUCUCAGCGGACAGUCUCGGUCAAAUGCCAGCUCUGACCCAGUGUCCAUCCUGUCAAGAAGUUGUCUUCACAGAGACCUGCAGGAAAAGGGGCGAGGCUACGUGGAUUCUUUGCUACAUGUGCAUCAUAUUGGGGUGUGCUGCAGGCUGCUGUUUAAUCCCUUUCUUCUUGGACCGCCUGAAGAACGUCCAACACCGGUGUCCCAGGUGCCAGGCACUCAUACACACCUACCGGCCAUUUUGACACGGGGGUUAGAACAACCCCUGAAGUACCAUUCCACAGCUUCUGUCCUCAAGUGACCCUUUCCUGUGAUCUUGGGAGUUGUUUGGGACUCUUGGACUUUUAUUCCCCUCCCCGACCAACACUACAUUAAAAAAUCUCCACAAGCAUUUUCACAUUUUGCCUUUCAUCUGGGAGGGGCUUGUUUCACGUUCGACUCUACAAUGGCAGCGCUGAUACAAAUUGCACAAAGGCUCAGAUAAUCAAACAUCAAACUAUUCUUUGACCGUACUUGUGAUGUCGCUGCUAAAACUCAUACUGUAAAAGUCAGCAUCAGUUUGCCUGAAUAUCUGCAUGGACUAGAUUGCAGCUCUCAGCUUGCAGAUGCAAAAUACUGCUCAUUUAAUGUGUCAGAUACAAAGGCUGCAGCAAAAAAACAGAUUCCUAAACUAAAAAGGGUCGACACGUUUGCUGCUUAUGUUAGGAUAUAGCUUUAUGGGUUGUCUAUCAACAAUACAAUGACCCAUGGUGUAAGGACAAUGUACUUUUGGGAACAUCCAUAAUCUGAAAGCAAAAUGUAAAUACAUCACUGAAGAUAUGCAAACAAGGGGCCACAAACAGUUUUCAUACACUGUAAACCACAGCACAAUUCAAAUGUAGUGGCUUCCUUCAUUUCCGCAGGCUCACCUGUUAUUGGAAAGGCGACACUGUUCAUAUUGUUUGUAAUGUAUUUACAGAAAAAUGUGAAUUACUCAGUAACUCUGUUCACAGUACACCAAAUUUUAUUGACACAUAAAGGCAUACAGUACUUAUAUACAUCUUUUUGAGUAUUUACAAAAUAGAGAACCCAUGGAUGUUACACAUGUAUAAAAAUAUGCAUUACAUCUAUAUAAAUAUGUACACAAUGUGCAAAACAUAUGGCAUACAAACAACAAGAGGCAUGGCAUGGGUGGUGGAGAUGGAGAGGAGACUCGGCUACAAUGGAGGAUGUAAAUCAGUUGAUGAGGGUGGAGAAACCUCCUCUGUGCUUCCACUAAUGUCUCCUAAGUACAUGUAUUUUAAUGAAACUGUGUCUUGAUGAAUGGCGCAGGUGAAGGAGGACAAGUGGGAGAGCUGAAGUCAAUACGGGGAAGCCUGAGCCGAAGCCUGUUAACUCCAACUACGCAAGUAAAGAAGUUCACAGGAACGUUCCAGAAACCUUUAGUGUGUUCUUCAGACUGAUGGUGCUUCCACAGACCUCUAUCAUCAAGAGACCUCCGUUCAACCACUCAGAUGCAAGUGCUUUUGAACUGUUAAACUGUAUUAUUCUGUAGUAAAAUCUGUUACAUUAAUAAAAUCAAGGCAGGAUCUGACAUACAGUACAGUAUAUCAAGGGAGAGCAGCCAUUAUUGCUUUUCAGCUGUCCCUGUCUGGCCAGUCAGCAGCCACAAUGGUUCACAUCAAGUAUGAAUCACAUACAUGUGUAGAUUUGUCAAGAGGUUUGUGUAUAAUGUAUGUAAAUAAAAUGAAAUAAAAACAAAACUCUGCAAACCAAAAA
Dicentrarchus labrax (European seabass) is the source of this 3648-nucleotide messenger RNA. RefSeq lists its product as uncharacterized. NCBI's taxonomy places the organism in Eukaryota, Metazoa, Chordata, Actinopteri, Moronidae. The record is from RefSeq and is a predicted model, not a curated record. The transcript is spliced from 5 exons. Gene Ontology annotation, molecular function: zinc ion binding. Bases 1359 to 2135 code for a protein of 258 amino acids.